Molecule: messenger RNA, 597 nt
Organism: Symbiodinium sp. CCMP2592
Lineage: Eukaryota; Dinophyceae; Suessiales; Symbiodiniaceae
Source: the annotation of a GenBank genome assembly
AUGCAUUGUUUGCUUGGGGCCAGCGGACUGAUCUUGGGCCUCCUCAGCGUUCGUGUGACAUGGACCUGGGAAACGGAGGCUUCUUCGCUUUACUCAGCCCUGCCGGCUGAUGACAGCUUCUUCCUCUUGCAGGUGAGUGGCACCAAGAGGGUCGCUGGACAAGGAAAUGCCUCCAGAUCAGGAGCCCGGAAACGCUCAACUUCGCCAGAUAGCAGCUCUGCCGUGCCGCAAGCACUGGCCGAGACUAACCACACAGCAGUGGUGAUGCCUGCGGGUAGGGACCGAAGAGAUGCAGGACAACCAUGGCCGCUGUCGUUGCUGAGUAUCUCUUUGUGCAGAGUCGUCGAAGAAGUCACAGGUCAUCAAGUUCCUACCAAAGAAGGCAUGAUGUUUACUGCUUGCAUGAUAGCUGCCAUUAUCGUGUUGUCUGUGUGCAUUGCUCUGCUGCAUCAGAGUUCUGCAAGGGACACGCGAGGCAGUCGAAUUCCUGCAGGAGGGAUACCUGGAGCUGUCGAGGAAACCGUACGCGACCUCCAGGAUCAAAUGGAGGAAACUUUCACUCCAGGACUUAAAAAGCCACGGCCUGCGUGUUGCUGA